Molecule: messenger RNA, 777 nt
Organism: Aspergillus alliaceus
Lineage: Eukaryota; Fungi; Ascomycota; Eurotiomycetes; Eurotiales; Aspergillaceae
Exons: 1
Coding region: 1-777 (258 amino acids)
Source: RefSeq, a predicted model, not a curated record
AUGCCAAGUUCCCUCGAUCUAAACUCACUUAUCCCCGAUCCCCUCUCUUUCCACUACAAAGUAGACCCAUGGGAAAAGGAACGAUGCAUGGGCCAAAACGACGGUUACUUUACAGAGAGCGAAGAAGAGGUCCUUUACGACUUGGACGAGGUAGCCAUCGCCACACUACCGCUCCAUUUGCAAGACAACAUGCGCGAGAUACAUCUUGAGCGCGUGCGACGAUUGCAAAAAGAGAACAACAAUACAAUAUUCUUCAAAUCACCCUACCAUGCAAGCCUGCCGGCAAUUUGGUGCAGGGAUUCGAUGGCUAGGAUGGCAGCAAGCCAGGACAUGGCGAAGCGUAACCAUGGAGUGUUGCCAGAUUCCAGUUCGGAACAAGCUAGAUGGUACUUGCACCGGAGCAGCCACAUCAUAGACGAGGAGAUGCUCACCAUGUAUGACACGAUAGCGAUGGCAAAUCCUUAUUCCCAUAGAUCGAGUUCGUUCUUCAGUUCUGGAAACGACCCGUUCUUUUCAAAGGGCUCGACAUCAAUGGAAGGGGGCACAGAAGCCGAAUUUGCCAGUGAUCGGAAGGAGAGCAGCAGAUAUCUACUAGAGCCGAUGGGCGCAGAAGCUCAUGCGGAUGUAGUUCAUACAUUUGAAGGCAAUGGAGCAUCCCAUGGAGACAGGCCUAGGGCCGAGGGGCGGUCUCGUGAGAGAGGCUCAUCAAUAGUGUCCGCUAUGCGUGGCCGCGUACGAAAAAGUAUUCAAAAAAUGAGCAAAGUUUUCAGAAAAUAA